ACACGCAGAAAGAAAUGGAACGGAUACGAACCAAACACAUCAAUAAGAAUAAAAAGUAACGUCCAAGAUAAAUAUUACAAAUACAAUUAUCCGAAUUAUUCGCAAAAAGAAAAACAGAUAGUCGCAAGGGAAAAAGUAUUGAGUGAAGCUGUGGAAGAAA
Racocetra persica is the source of this 160-nucleotide messenger RNA. The record is from the annotation of a GenBank genome assembly. NCBI's taxonomy places the organism in Eukaryota, Fungi, Glomeromycota, Glomeromycetes, Diversisporales, Gigasporaceae.